Molecule: messenger RNA, 1595 nt
Organism: Brassicogethes aeneus
Lineage: Eukaryota; Metazoa; Arthropoda; Insecta; Coleoptera; Nitidulidae
Source: the annotation of a GenBank genome assembly
GCCAACGUUCAUUGGAGUGAUAUUCAAACGUGUCAGUUUUUGAUUGUUGAUUUUUUAUACUUGCAAUGAUUUUAUUGUUAUUUACUGCAUUCAUUGUAAUAUUAUGUUAUGUAAUUAAUCAAAUAAGGAAGCCUCGAAAUUUUCCACCAGGACCACCAUGGUUACCUUUGGUGGGGAAUUUAAGAGACCUAAAGAAGCUAUCAAACAGUUUAGGCGGACAACAUUUAGCGUUACAGGAUAUGGCUCGACGUUAUAAUACCAAUAUUCUUGGACUUAAAUUGGGAAAUGAUUAUGUGGUAACAGUAUUUUCAUAUGAUAUUGUAAAAACUGUUUUAAUGGGUGAAGAAUUUGAAGGCAGACCGGAUAAUUUUUUUAUUAGACUAAGAACAAUGGGCACAAAAAAAGGAAUUACUUGUACGGAAGGUUCUUUAUGGAAGAUACAUAGAGCUUUUGUUAUGACUCAUUUGCGAAAUUUGGGUUACGGCAAAAACAUAAUGGGUUUCAUGAUUAAAGAAGAGGUUGCUGACAUCUUGGAAUUGCUUUCACAAAAUUUAAAUGUUCAAGUGGGCAAAUUUUUGGCACAAUCUGUAUUAAACAUACUUUGGGCAUUCACAACUGGAACCAGGUUUUCAAGAAAUGACAAUCGUCUAAACAAACUUUUAGAUUUACUGAGUACAAGAUCUAAGGCAUUUGAUAUAUCCGGUGGAACUUUAUCUCAACAUCCCUGGCUAAGGUUUAUUGCGCCAGAAAAAACUGGAUUUAAUCUUAUAUUAAAACUAAAUAAAGAUUUAAAUAAACUUUUAAUGGAAACCAUUAAUGAACAUAAAAAAACUUGGACUGAAGGACGAAAUGAUGACUUAAUAUAUUCAUUUAUUAGUGAAAUGAAGAGGGAAGAUUUGGGUGAUUCUACAUUUACGGAUGACCAAUUGGCAAUGAUAUGUUUAGAUAUUUUUAUUGCUGGUUCUCAAACAACUAGCAAUACUCUGGACUUUGCAUUUCUUGCAAUGAUUCUAUAUCCAAAUGUUCAAACAAAAUUACAUAACUAUUUGGACAACAAAUUGAAGAACACUGAUAAAUUGGAAUAUAACGAACGACAAAGAUUACCCUACGUUGAAGCAGUUCUUUUUGAGAUUGAAAGAUUUUUUCAUGUUGUUCCUAUAUGUGGUCCCAGAAGAGUUUUAAAAGAAACAACUUUGGAAGGAUACAAUAUCCCAAAGGGUACAACGGUUUUAAUAAGCUUACAAUCAAUUCAUGAAGACAAACAAUUUUGGGGAGAUCCAGAAGUUUUUAGACCCGAAAGAUUUUUGGAUAAGGAUGAAAACCUAAUAAUGUAUGAUCGAUUAAUACCCUUUGGGUUAGGUAAAAGAAGAUGUCUUGGAGAAACACUAGCUAGAAAUUGUAUUUUCACAUUUUUUACUGAAAUAAUGAGUAAAUACUAUAUUUCUUUACUGCCUGGUUCCGAUACACCCACUGGACUACCAAUUCCAGGAAUAACACUAUCACCUGAAAAAUAUAAUGCAUUGUUUACUAAAAAAUAUUCUUAGUUGAAUUUAAAAAGUUUUAAUUAAAAACUAUUUGUUAUUUUUUGUUUUAAU